UUUCGGAUGGGCGGCGCGGGCUGGGCGCGUGGCGAGGCGCGCGUUGCCGACGACUCCGACUUCCAAACCCUAAAAAACCUCCUCUCCUCAGAAAAUGGCUGGACCCUCGAGUAUGAGCGCGACGGCGUCAAGGUCUGGGCCGAGGACGCCGCUCAUGGAGCCCUCCGCACUGUCAAGGUGGUCGCCGAGUUUUCGGACGUGGAGCCGGACGCGCUGUACGACGUGCUGCAUGACCCCGAGUACCGCUCCGUGUGGGACACACACAUGCUGGCCGCAGAGGACGCGGGACACAUCAACGUCAACAACGACGUGGGAUAUUACGCCAGUGAGUACUUGUACCGCUCCGUGUGGGACACGCACAUGCUGGCCGCCGAGGACGCGGGACACAUCAACGUCAACAACGACUACCGCUCCGUGUGGGACACGCACAUGCUGGCCGCAGAGGACGCGGGACACAUCAACGUCAACAACGACGUGGGAUAUUACGCCAUGUCGUGCCCAGCACCGCUCAAGAACCGCGACUUCGUGCUGCAGCGGUCGUGGCUCGACACCGGCGAUGAGAAGAUGAUCCUCAACCACUCCGUCUUCCACAAGGACUACCCACCCAGGAAGGGCUAUGUCAGAGCGCUGUCCCUUCUAACUGGAUUCGUGGUGCGCACACGGCCUGAGGGCGGCAGCUGGCUGGGAUAUGUCUCGCGCUCCGACCCCCGCGGCGCGCUACCUGCGUGGCUUGUCAACAGGGUGACGGCCCAGCUAGCGCCUCGCCUGGUCAACCAGCUCCACAUGGCAGCGCGGAAGUAUCCUGGCUGGAAGUCGCUCACAGACCUGCCGUACCACAAGCCCUGGAGACACCCGGAGCAAGUGCCGCCGUAUAGGAUCUCCUUGGCUGAUUGCGUAGACCCUGAUGCUCCACCAGUCCCCGAAGAGCCAAAACCAGACACAUCCAAAGGCAAACUUGAAGUGCCCCAAGCCAAAGAAAUAGAGAGCCACAGCGUAGAAGACCUUGGAGAUAUAUCAUCAGAAUUCAGCGUGGAAGUGGAAGAAGACUUAUCUGAACUCACGCUAGACUCAACCAAGAAGAAAGGCAAGUUCUACAAGCUAGUUAAGUCAAUGAAGAACAGAAGGAAGAGUGUGCAAGUGGCCAAAAGUGCUGACAAUUUGAUGGAAGGGAAACCGGAGGAAAAGCAAGAGAAGAAAAAGGGGUUCAAAUUCCAUCGUAGAUUCAGUCUUAGUAGAGGGAGGGAGGAUUGAGAUUUUGUUAGCAAAAUUGGUAAGGAUUCUAAAUGAGUUUAUAAAAUGCCGAAAAGCCGAAAUAAAUGACUGUAAUUGCUCUGUA
Messenger RNA from Ostrinia nubilalis (European corn borer), 1336 nucleotides. Its product is annotated as START domain-containing protein 10-like. The transcript has 8 exons. Gene Ontology annotation, molecular function: lipid binding. NCBI's taxonomy places the organism in Eukaryota, Metazoa, Arthropoda, Insecta, Lepidoptera, Crambidae. The record is from RefSeq and is a predicted model, not a curated record. The coding region runs from base 7 to 1251 and encodes 414 amino acids.